GGCGGCCUCGGCCCGGCGCUGACGUCGCCGAGGGGCCGGGGCGAGGCGGCUGCGGCUCGGGGCGCGCAAGAUGGCGGCAGCGGCGGGUGACGGUUGCAGAUUGAAGUGUCAUGUACAGAAGAUAGCUUGGACGAUGUGUUUUGCUAGUGUCUCUCUGCAGUUUCAGUUUUAACGAUGGAUAAGUGUAAGCACAUAGGACGUCUGCGACUGGCCCAGGAUCACUCCAUUCUGAAUCCCCAGAAAUGGCACUGCGUGGACUGCAAUACCACCGAAUCCGUGUGGGCGUGCCUCAGCUGCUCACACGUGGCCUGCGGAAGAUACAUCGAAGAACAUGCACUAAAGCACUUUCAGGAGAACGGUCACCCAGUGGCGUUGGAAGUAAACGAGCUGUAUGUUUUCUGUUAUCUCUGUGACGAUUAUGUUCUUAAUGAUAACGCAACGGGAGAUUUAAAGCUGUUGCGGAGUACAUUAAGUGCAAUCAAGAGUCAGAACUAUGAGUGCACUACUCGUAGCGGGAGGACUUUGCGUUCGAUGGCGGCAAGUGAUGACUCCUACCUUGCGCAUGACAGUGCCCAAGCCUUGCUUCGGAACCAGGACCGCAUGUUCACAGCGCUGUGGCACAGGAGGCGUGCGUUCCUGGGCAAGGUAUUCAGAUCCUGGUUUCAAUUGACGCCUAGUGGAAAAAAGAUUUUGGAGGAAGAAAAGCGUUGGGAAGAGGAGGAGGAAAGAAGGGACAAAGCUAGAAAGAGAAGACAAGAACGAAAGCGCCAGUUGAAAGAAGAGAUGGAAAAGAUGCCCCCAAGAAAGAGUUCCCGUUUACAAAACCAGAUUAGAAUGUCCUCAAAAACAGCACCCUGCAUGCAAAAAGCAUCACAGAACGUGGAAUCUGUGGCAGCGUUGAAAGAAAUGUAUACCUCAGAUGAAGUAAGAUUGAAAAAAUUAAGUGACUCCCCAAUUAAACGAAGGCCCACGGUGACUCCAGGAGUAACAGGACUGAGAAACCUGGGAAAUACGUGCUAUAUGAACUCUAUCCUGCAGGUAUUAAGUCACUUACUUAUUUUUCGAGAAUGCUUUUUAAAGCUUGAUCUCAACCAAACUCAGGAACUGCUGGCAACAGCAGCCAGUGGUAAAACCAGAUCUUCAUCUAAACACACUUCAGUAACUGCCUCAACAUUACAAAUGAGUGAGAACCAAGAGAAAGGAAAGGGAUCAUCUUCUGUGAGGCGGUCUAGUUUAUCCUCUGGAUUAAGUGGAGGAGCAUCAAAAAGUAGAAAUAUGGAACUUAUUCAGCCCAGGGAGCCCAGUUCAAAGCAUAUUUCUCUUUGUCACGAGCUGCAUACUCUGUUUCAAGUGAUGUGGUCUGGCAAAUGGGCGCUUGUGUCUCCAUUUGCUAUGCUUCAUUCUGUGUGGAGACUAAUUCCAGCCUUCAGAGGAUAUGCCCAACAAGAUGCUCAGGAAUUCCUUUGUGAACUUUUGGAUAAAGUGCAGCAGGAACUGGAGACUACAGGGACCAGAUACCCAGCUCUCAUCCCUGCUUCUCAAAGAAAACUUAUAAAACAGGUUUUGAAUGUGGUUAACAACAUUUUUCAUGGACAGCUAUUAAGUCAGGUUACGUGUCUUGCCUGUGACAAUAAAUCAAAUACCAUAGAACCUUUCUGGGACCUGUCACUGGAGUUUCCUGAGAGGUAUCACUGCAACGGCAAGGAGAUGACGUCGCAGUAUCCCUGUCUGCUGACAGAAAUGCUGGCCAAGUUUACAGAAACUGAAGCUUUGGAAGGGAAGAUAUAUGCAUGUGAUCAGUGCAACACAAAACGCAGGAAGUUUUCUUCUAAACCAGUUAUACUCACAGAAGCUCAGAAGCAGCUUAUGGUGUGUCGACUACCUCAGGUUCUCCGAUUACACCUGAAACGGUUUAGGUGGUCAGGACGCAAUCAUCGUGAAAAGAUUGGUGUGCAUGUGAAUUUUGAUCAAAUGCUGAACAUGGAGCCUUACUGCUGCAGAGAAUCCCUCAAGUCUCUCCUACCUGACUGCUUUAUCUACGACUUAUCUGCUGUAGUAAUGCAUCACGGGAAAGGAUUUGGCUCAGGGCACUACACUGCCUACUGCUACAAUUCAGAAGGAGGAUUUUGGGUACACUGCAAUGAUUCGAAACUCAACAUGUGCACUAUGGAAGAAGUAUGCAAGGCUCAAGCCUACAUCUUGUUUUACAGCCAACGACUUACUCAGGCAAACGGACAUGGUAAAGUAUGUCCUAGCACAGCUCAAAGUCAGCAGCACACAGAAUUAGCUGUCUGCUCUGUGGACAACAGUAGCAGCUAAUCCAAAGUCAAUUAACUGUGUGUAUGGUAAAGUUUGAAUUGUCAUAACUAUAUAUUUUUAAAUGCAAGUACAGUAUUGUACUUUUUGACUUUGUGUACAAUGUUUAUAUACUUUUGUAUUAGGUAAAAUACUCUUUACAGUUGUUAGUAAAAGUUUUUAUUGACAGUAAGUAACUUUCUAAGUAACUAGAAUUUCAAUACAGCUAUUUUUUUAAGAAAAAGAUUGCCAUUUGCAUUUAACUCUUACCUCAGGCUGGUUUUUUAAGCUGUUUUUGUAUUUUGAUAAUCUUUUUGAAUUGGUUUAGAAAAAUGAAUUUCAGUGGACAACCGAUGUUUCUCUGGUUAAUUUUCUAUAUAUGCUUGUGUACAUUUUAUAGUGUAGUUUUAAUGGUAUCAAGACUCUUACUGUCUGCAGGAAUUGUCACUAGGUCUUAGAAUAUUAACAUUCACCUGCAAAGACUCUUCUACAUGUCAAAUAGAAACUGAACUUUUUGUAAGAAACUUUUUGUAUGUUCUUCAUGACUAAAAUGAAAUUUAUUUGCAGGCUUCUCUCCAGGCUUUCAAGGGAGCUACACUAAAGCUACACUGAUAGAGUUUCUUAAAAUCUGAAAUUAAGGAAAUAAACACAUACUUAUUUUCAUAUAAGUAUUUAAGGAGGAGUGUUCAAUAGCACAAGAAUUCAUGUUUACUAAGACUUGCGUGUUUUAGCCUUAAUGAGUCUGAUGAUUUAAAAUUCAAGUGCCAAAUCCAAAGUACUGAUUUUGACAACCAGGGCCUUUUUAUUCCUGUAACUUAAGAAAGCUUAUUAAGAAAGACAGCUCCACCCUGCCCAGUCAUUGUGACAAGAAUGUUAGCAUCUCCUUUCUUAAAUUGGACAAGCUUACUUAAAAUUGUAGCAUUUUCUGUUUUACAAGCCAUUGAAAAGAAGCUGUAAGAGUUGCAGCUGAUGAAACCAGUCAGGUGCAAAAUGCUUUCAUACAACUGCUGUACCUUUUCCAUGGUCCUACCACUAGCAUUAACAGAAAUGUGCAUCGAGGAGAAUCUAACAAGCAGGAAUCAUCAGUCUUUCUCCACAUGCAGUAGUUAAUGCCAAGAAAAUUUUAAUUGUGAAAUUAUUUUGCAUAAGUCCUAUGCAAAUUGUUACCUCAUCUUCUGCAAAGUUUAUACCUCAAUAAAAUGCCUUGAUGUGGACAGAAA
Oxyura jamaicensis (ruddy duck) is the source of this 3515-nucleotide messenger RNA. It is a transcript of the gene USP44, whose product is annotated as ubiquitin specific peptidase 44. The coding region runs from base 175 to 2319 and encodes 714 amino acids. The record is from RefSeq and is a predicted model, not a curated record. Lineage: Eukaryota; Metazoa; Chordata; Aves; Anseriformes; Anatidae. Gene Ontology annotation, molecular function: zinc ion binding; cysteine-type deubiquitinase activity. Gene Ontology annotation, biological process: protein deubiquitination. Gene Ontology annotation, cellular component: cytoplasm. The transcript is spliced from 6 exons.